AUGAGCGUUGUUCAUUCUGUAUUCUUGCUAACUUUCGCGAGUGUGCUGCCUGUUAACUGCUUGAGAUCAGCGUCUGUCUUCGAAGGUACUUUUGCUAUUCCAGCGCAGAAUCGAUUCAAUUAUUUCAGUGAUUCCAUUCCUCGCCUACUUCGACGUCGUCCAAUCCGCUCUUUUUCUCAUUCUCACUCUUUUCACUUUGAUUCUCAGUGCAAUCUAUUUUCAAAGAACAAAUCACCCAAACUGGAGCUGAGCAGGCCUACUGUGAGAAUUGUCUUUUGAAUCAUCUGAACAUUUACUUUUCUUUUCAGUUGUUCGAGUAUUACGUGCUGAAAGCUGAUGUUUCCGAUCCGAACACUUCGUUGAUUGGCACAAGUGGAGGAGGAAUUCGGAGCAACGGGACGGCGAUGUCCGAGAAUUCGGGAGUUGAGAAGUCGGACGCGGGAACGAGACGAGUAGAGGGCACCGGGACGGCCGGAGAAGUGUCAACUGGUACACGGGCGAGCAAUCCGGAACGAGUUUUAUUGCAAUGUGAUGAAUAA
Messenger RNA from Caenorhabditis sp. 36 PRJEB53466, 539 nucleotides. NCBI's taxonomy places the organism in Eukaryota, Metazoa, Nematoda, Chromadorea, Rhabditida, Rhabditidae. The record is from the annotation of a GenBank genome assembly.